Messenger RNA from Guyanagaster necrorhizus, 985 nucleotides. RefSeq lists its product as uncharacterized. The transcript has 4 exons. The record is from RefSeq and is a predicted model, not a curated record. NCBI's taxonomy places the organism in Eukaryota, Fungi, Basidiomycota, Agaricomycetes, Agaricales, Physalacriaceae. Bases 182 to 631 code for a protein of 149 amino acids. Gene Ontology annotation, cellular component: cytoplasmic dynein complex; cytoplasm. Gene Ontology annotation, biological process: microtubule-based movement. Gene Ontology annotation, molecular function: dynein intermediate chain binding.
CGGGAAUGGCACGUGCUGGCCAAAUAGGAAACAACUCGAAACUGUAGCGCCUUGCGUCCCGUCGACAGAAUAAAAAUAAGGAAAACUGGCGAGCUGCAAGACGAUUUCCACAAAUAUAACAAGCAACAAUUUCGCCCUUGGAGCCCAGAAAGAAAAUAAAAGCUGCCCUCGGUGGCAGAGGAUGCUGCCAAAUACCAACCAAACAAACGCGUCACACUUUCUUGUCGAGUCCACGAUUAUGGUGAACCCGGCUGGUCUGCGCUCUCCUCCAAUGCCACGUUCCGAGGUAUCCUCACCUCGACCAAAGUUCGACGCGGAGCUCUUGAAGGCUUACAUGAAGAAAUUAAUGUCAACAACCCUCCAUGCUGCUGUCUGGCCGGAGCCGCGGGAACGGGACCGGGUCAAAGCCUGGAUGAAGGAAAUAGGAGAGCGCGUAAAGGAACGCAUGGUCGAAAUACAGAAAACAGGAUUCAAGUAUAUCGUGUUAACACAGAUCAAUGAAAAUCUGGGCCAGGGUGGUCGAGCGGACAUGGUAUGCCACUGGGAAGAUUCGGACGUUGUCGCACAAGAGGUAUUUUCGAAUGAUUCAGUCAUUUGUAUCUGUAUAGCGUUCGCAGUACGCACCGUCUGAUUUCUCCGUGUAUGGUCUUUGGUUUUCCCGUUUCCUUCAUCAUACCCAUUCACCGACUCAAUGUCAUUGUUUUCCGAUGAUACCCCCCCCCCCCCCCCCCCCCGGCCUAUUCAAUGUACCGCAUAUAUGGUAGGCCGGAACCAACAACGCGACUCACGUUAACUGUAUCUUUCGAAACCUUUUCUCACCACCAGUAUUUUGCCAUCAUCAUCAAAACAUCUUCACCGCUAAAUCUUUCAUCUUCUCCCGCAAAUUGCCCUACAAUACAUUGUCGCCGUUCUUUCGAAGAUCAGAAGUCACCGCGAUCUUUCCGAUGAAAUGAGUUAUUUGUGUCGUCUCUGAACCCACGAAUGA